Bactrocera oleae (olive fruit fly) is the source of this 2204-nucleotide messenger RNA. It is a transcript of the gene tut, whose product is annotated as tumorous testis. The record is from RefSeq and is a predicted model, not a curated record. Gene Ontology annotation, molecular function: RNA binding. Lineage: Eukaryota; Metazoa; Arthropoda; Insecta; Diptera; Tephritidae.
CUAUUUUAUUGCUUUUUCUUUUUAAAAAAGGCAAGUGAAUAUAUUGUAGUAGCAUAUAUACACAUUUAUAUACUUACCCAUUUUAUUUAUGCAUAUACAUAUACCCGGUUUUAUAUUGGCCAAUAACAUUGGGCAUAUGUAUAUAUGUAUUUAUGUGUAUGAACAUUGAGGUAGUCCUUAAAAGCUCAACUGACGGUUUGUCUUUUCUCGGUGGAUCACUUUUUUCUUAUACCUAUACUACACAUUAUUUUAUGAAAAGUAAAAUUUUAAUUCAUUUAAUGUGCUACUACACAAAAUCCUUAUUUUGUUAAAAUAAAAGAAUAAAAUUAAUUUAUAACUUCGCCAAGAAAGGAAGGGUUUAGGAAAUAGAAAUUAGAAAUUUAUUUUUAGGAACACCGUGACGUAUGUACAUGUGUAUGUUUAUAUACUAAGAAAAAGCGUUUACUUCGAACCAGGACCGAAGCUAUAAUACCCUUCACAAAAGAUUCCUUAGAAGAACUUGAUUUGAAUCAGUCAGUUUGUAUGGCAGCUAUAUGCUAAAGUGACUCGAUCUGAACAACUACUUCGUAGAUUACUUCAUUGCCUUAGACAAUAAUUCAUGACAAAUCUCUUAAAGAUAUGUAUCUCGUUAAAUUAAAAAGUCUUCCAAACAUGCACUUGGUCCAAAAUUGGCAAUUCCGACAAAUGAACAGCUUUUUGGAGAGAAAGGACGUGUGCAAAGUGUCAGAUCGAUGUAUCAAAAAUUGGGGGUCUAGUUCGAGUAUAUAGAGACAGACAGAGAGAGGACGGAUGGUUAAAUUGAAUCAGCUCGUUAUGUUUUUUUAUAUACAUUUUAAGGGUCACUCACGUUUCUUUCUGGGUGUUACAAACUUUGUGCCAAACUUAAUAUACCCUGUUCAGGGUAUAAGAAUGAAUCACAUAUCGAUACUUAUUUAGAUAACAUCUUAUGUAGCUCUUAUAUAGCUACGAUGUAUAUGUAUAUGUGUAAACACGUGCAGAUUUUAUGUAUGUAGGUAUAUAGUAUACAAGAGAAAUUCGAAGAAACGCCCUAGAAAUUCCUUAGACGUUUCUGAGAAAUUGUACGCUGAAUAAUGAGGAAGUUCGAUAUAUGUAUCAUAAAGUGCCUCGAAAAUUCUGAGUAAAACUUUACCCAAUUUUUUAUUUUCUCAAUAAUAGUGUAAUUCUGAAAUUUAAAACCAAUUAUAAUGAAUAUCUAUUUGAAAGCUGAAACGAAUCCAGUAGGUUGGGUAUCAGAUCAACAAUUAAUUCAGUAUCGUCGUUCUCCAUUUGAGUUUCCAUCCACACAAUAUGAAUCGUAUCAAGAAAAUGGAACUAAAUAUCUUAAAAGUUUAAAACCGAUAUCAGACACUCUUCAAGACGAGCUAAACGCAUGCACAGGCGAGAUCUUUCUUAGUGGCAUACCGCCGCAAAUUCCUGCAGAAUCGGUUGCCGAAAUCGCUGCGCUAAUAGGUGAGAUAUAUAUACUGAGAUACAAAGUUACUUUCUCUGGGAACUCUCGAGGCUUUGCUUAUCUUCAAUACAUCAAUCACACACUCAUGCAGCUGGCUAUAAUUCGCUUGCCUGCUCUUUUUCGACAGCACUCACUACCUAUGAUUCGCGUACGCCAAUCACGAAACUCUUCAAAACUUUUACUGAAGAAAACUUAUUGCAUUUCCCCGCAGAAUAUUUAUGAAAUGUUGCAUAAUCUAAUCACGUUUGACAAGUUAGUCGGACGAGAAGUAUUCCCUGGUUAUUUUGAAUAUCAAAUAAUAUUUAAAUGCAAUGAAGAGGCAGUUCAUGCCCGACGUGAUCUCUUACGCACUAUUUCCAAAUUUGGAAAAAAUGCUAUAGUGGUUUGGGAUACUAGUAGUGAAGAAACCGAUUUUACAAAAGAUUUCGUUAGGUACGAAAGUAGCAUCAAUGCAGAAAAGAAGUACUCUACUAUUUUCAACCAAGAGGCACUCAGUACUCUGAAUCAAUGAUCGCCGAAAGUGGAUUCCUUUAACUUUAACGAAGUUGAUAAAAGAAAAUGUAUUAUCAAGAAAUCUGAUUACUGAAGCAUAUUUGUGUGCAUACUUUGAAAUGAUACCUUAAAUUAUAGCUCUAUUAUGAAUUAUUAUACAUGCAUGUGUAUAUUGUUGAGCUCAAUGAAUAAUAUUGUAUGAAUAUUUUUUGUUUGUAAUAAAUUGUGAAUUGCGGGUAUA